Molecule: messenger RNA, 15420 nt
Organism: Serinus canaria (Common canary)
Lineage: Eukaryota; Metazoa; Chordata; Aves; Passeriformes; Fringillidae
Gene: FAT3
Product: FAT atypical cadherin 3
Exons: 21
Coding region: 1-9504 (3167 amino acids)
Biological process (GO): adherens junction organization; cell-cell junction assembly; multicellular organism development
Cellular component (GO): catenin complex; plasma membrane; adherens junction
Molecular function (GO): calcium ion binding; cadherin binding
Source: RefSeq, a predicted model, not a curated record
AUGGAUAUUUUUCUACCUGUGGACCUCCUCUCAAGAGCUUUCAGCAGCUGUUACACAAGUCUCACAACCAGAGGGAAUUACGAUAGUUCUUUCGACGCCUAUAAGGGAGUGGGCACGAUUGUCAUUGCAAAGCCCUUGGAUGCAGAGCAGAGGUCAAUGUAUAAUAUGACUGUGGAGGUCACCGAUGGAACAAACAUUGCCACAACUCAGGUUCUUAUCAAAGUGUUGGAUAACAAUGAUAAUGGCCCAGAAUUCUCUCAGCCAAGUUACGAUGUCACCAUUUCAGAGGACAUCCUCCCUGAUACUGAAAUUCUGCAGAUUGAAGCUAUAGACAGAGAUGAAAAGCACAAGCUGAGCUACACCAUUCACAGCAGCAUCGACACAGUCAGCAUGAGGAAGUUCAGAAUUGAUCCCAACACCGGGGUUCUCUAUACGGCGGAGAGAUUGGACCACGAAGCUCAAGAUAAGCACAUCCUUAAUGUCAUGGUCCGAGAUCAAGAAUUCCCUUAUAGAAGAAACCUGGCCAGAGUCAUCAUAAAUGUGGAAGACUCCAAUGACCACAGUCCCUACUUCACCAGCCCAUUGUAUGAAGCCUCGGUGUUUGAAUCAGCAGCAGUUGGAUCAGCAGUGCUGCAGGUCACAGCUCUGGACAAAGACAAAGGAGAAAAUGCAGAGCUUAUCUAUACUAUUGAAGCAGGAAACACGGGAAACACAUUCAAGAUUGAGCCAGUUUUAGGCAUCAUUACGCUACUCAAGGAGCCAGACUUAACCACAAUGGGACAGUUUGUUUUGUCAGUCAAGGUGACUGAUCAAGGUUCUCCAGCACUGUCUGCAACAGCAAUUGUGCGGAUAUCUGUGACAAUGGCAGAUAACUCCCACCCUAAGUUCACUCUAAAAGAAUACCAAGCAGAGGUCAAUGAAAAUGUGGAUAUUGGUACUUCUGUCAUUUCUCUCUCUGCAAUCAGUCAGUCCACGUUAGUUUAUGAGGUUAAAGAUGGCAAUGCUGAUGGAGUCUUCACCAUAAACCCAUAUUCUGGAGUGAUCACCAGCCAAAAGGCCCUUGAUUAUGAACGUGCUUCCUCCUAUCAGCUCAUUGUACAGGCAACAAAUAUGGCAGGCAUGGCAUCGAAUGCCACUGUGAACAUUCAGAUUGUUGAUGAAAAUGACAACCCACCAGUUUUUCUCUUCUCUCAGUACUCGGGCAGCAUAAGCGAAGCUGCUCCUGUGAACAGCGUGGUCCGCAGUGCAAAUAACAGUCCCCUGGUGAUACGCGCCACCGAUGCUGACAGCAACCAGAACGCUUUGCUUGUCUACCAGAUUGUGGAAUCAACUGCAAAAAAGUAUUUCACAGUAGAUUCCAGCACAGGUGCAAUCAGAACAAUUGCAAAUUUAGAUCAUGAAACGAUAGCCCACUUCCACUUCCAUGUUCAUGUUAGGGACAGUGGGAAUCCCCAGCUUACAGCAGAGAGCCCAGUUGAAGUGACCAUUGAGGUAACUGAUGUCAAUGACAACCCACCAGUCUUCAGCCAGGCCGUGUUUGAGACAGUCUUGCUCCUGCCCACGUAUAUUGGUGUUGAGGUUCUCAAAGUCAAAGCUUCAGACCCAGAUUCAGAGAUCCCUCCAGAGCUAACAUUUAGUAUAAUUGAAGGCAAUAUGGACCAUUUUUUAAUUGACUCAAGCACAGGGGUACUCACCAUUAAAAACAAUAGUCUCUCCAAAGACCAUUAUAUGCUAAUAGUAAAAGUAUCUGAUGGGAAAUUUUAUAGCACUGCUAUGGUGACAAUUAUGGUAAAGGAAGCUAUGGAUAGUGGACUCCAUUUCACACAAAAUUUUUAUUCCACUUCUAUCUCAGAAAACAGCACCAAUAUCACAAAGAUCGCUGUGGUGAAUGCUGUUGGCAACCGCCUCAACGAGCCUUUGAAAUACAGCAUAUUAAACCCAGGAAACAAAUUUAAAAUCAAAUCAACCUCAGGAGUCAUUCAGACCACUGGCAUCCCCUUUGACCGAGAGGAACAGGAGCUGUAUGAGUUGGUGGUGGAAGCAAGCCGUGAGCUAGAUCACCUCCGUGUUGCUCGAGUCGUGGUGAGAGUUUACAUUGAGGACAUAAAUGACAAUGCCCCGGUGUUUGUAGGGCUUCCAUACUACGCAGCCGUGCAGGUCGAUGCUGAGCCUGGUACCCUGAUAUAUCGAGUGACAGCCAUUGAUAAAGACAAGGGUGACAAUGGCGAGGUGUCAUACCUGCUGAAGGAAGACUAUGGACAUUUUGAAAUUGAUAGAGUAUCUGGUAGCGUCACUCUAAAAGAAGCCUUCAAUUCUGAUUUGUCUAAUAUAGAGUACUUGGUUGUCAUUCUUGCCAAAGAUGGUGGUAGCCCAUCAUUGUCUGCGUCCGUAGAGCUCCCCAUUACCAUUGUUAACAAAGCAAUGCCUGUGUUUGACAAGCCCUUCUAUACAGCUUCUGUGAAUGAAGAUGUAGAAAUGCACAUGCCAAUUUUAAGCAUAAAUGCAACUAGUCCAGAAGGCCAGGGUAUCAUUUAUAUCAUUGUUGAUGGAGAUCCCUACAACCAGUUUAAUAUUGACUUUGAUACCGGAGUUCUGAGUGUCAUCAGCCCACUGGACUAUGAAAUAAAUUCUCUUUUCAAGCUGAUGGUGCGAGCCAGCGAUGCUCUCACUGGCGCUCGCGCCGAGGUAACCGUGGACUUGAUUGUUAAUGAUGUUAAUGAUAAUCCUCCCGUUUUUGAUCAGUCAGCUUACAAUGCUACUCUGUCCGAAGCUUCUUUGAUUGGGACUCCUGUGCUGCAGGUUGUUGCUACUGAUGCUGACUCUGACAAUAACAAGAUUGUACAGUAUCAGAUAGUCCAGGACACCUUUAACAGCACUGACUAUUUCCAUAUAGACAGCAGCAGUGGCCUUAUUUUGACAGCCCGAAUGCUGGAUCAUGAACUCAUACAGCAGUGCAGCUUGAAAGUCAGAGCAACUGAUAAUGGGUUCCCACCUCUGAGCAGUGAGGUUCUCGUUAGUAUCUCAAUAACAGAUAUGAAUGACAACCCUCCAGUUUUCAACCAGUUAAUAUAUGAAUCAUACGUGAGCGAACUGGCGCCUCGGGGUCAUUUUGUGACUUGUGUCCAAGCUUCUGAUGCCGACAGCUCUGAUUUUGACAGACUGGAGUACAGCAUCCUAUCAGGAAAUGAUAGGACCAGUUUCAUUAUGGACAGCAAGAGCGGUGUCAUCACUCUUUCCAACCAUCGCAAGCAGAGGAUGGAGCCCAUGUACAGCCUGAACGUCUCUGUGUCAGACGGGCUGUUCACCAGCACGGCUCAGGUGCACAUUCAGAUCCUUGGGGCCAACCUCUACAGCCCUGUGUUUUCACAGAGCAUUUAUGUUGCAGAGGUUAGAGAAAACGCUGCUCCCGGAACGAAGGUGAUCCACGUGAAGGCAACAGACGGGGAUUCAGGUGUAUAUGGCCAGAUCAGCUACUCCAUAAUAAAUGACUUUGCCAAGGACCGAUUUUUGAUUGAUGCAAAUGGGCAGAUUCAGACAACUGAGAGGUUAGACCGUGAGAACCCGCUGGAAAGUGAUAUCGAUAUAUUCUUGAGAGCCCUUGAUGGAGGUGGCAGGACUACGUUUUGCACUGUGAGAGUGAUAGUAGUGGAUGAGAAUGACAAUGCUCCCAAAUUUAUGACAGUCGAGUACAGAGCAAGUGUCAAAGCAGAUGUUGGGAAAGGUUACUUGGUGACUCAAGUGCAAGCAGUAGAUCCAGAUGAUGGAGCAAAUUCCAGAAUUACCUAUUCUCUGUAUAGUGAAGCCUCUGUUUCAGUAGCUGAUUUGCUUGAAAUUGAUCCAGAUAAUGGAUGGAUGGUCACCAAGGGUAGCUUUAACCAACUGAAAAACACUGUUCUGUCAUUCUUUGUCAAAGCAGUCGAUGGUGGCAUUCCUGUAAAGCAUUCCCUCAUUCCUGUCUACAUCCAUGUUUUACCACCAGAAACCAUUUUGCCUUCUUUUUCUCAACCCCAGUAUUCUUUCACCGUGGCAGAAGACACCCUCAUAGGGAGUACUAUUGACAUUCUGCAUGUUUUGCCCAAUCAGGGUGCUUUGUAUAGCACAGUUAAUGGUGAGCUAUCUGCAAACAACAAAGACGGGGUUUUCAUCAUAGAGAAGGACACGGGGCUCAUAAAAUUGGAUAAGAGGCUUGACCACGAAAUAAAUUCCGCCUUUCACUUCAAAGUUGCGGCCACAAUUCAGUUAGACAAAGUAGACAUUGUGCUGACUGUGGAUGUGGAGGUGAAGGUGUUGGAUGUAAAUGACAACAAGCCUGUGUUUGAGGCAGCUAGCUAUGAUGCUGUAAUAAUGGAAGGCAUGCCUAUAGGAACAAAACUUAUUCAAGUCAAAGCGGUUGAUGCAGACUCGAGUGCGAACGGGCAGGUCACGUACACGCUUGCGGUGGAAUCGGAGCUGCAGAAGAUCACGGAAGCAUUCGCCAUUGAUAGCAACAGUGGCUGGAUCAGUACACUGAAGGAUCUGGACCACGAGAAGGAUUCUGCUUUCACCUUUGCAGUGGUGGCCUCAGAUCUGGGGGAAGCUUUGUCCUUGUCCUCAACCACCUUGGUCUCAGUUACUGUGACAGAUAUAAACGACAACGCGCCCGUCUUUGAGCACGAGGUGUACAGAGGGUUGGUGAAGGAGAGUGACCCUCCAGGGGAAGUUGUGGCUGUUCUUAGCACCUGGGAUGAAGACACAUCCGAUGUUAAUCGGCAGGUUAGCUACCAUAUUACAGGAGGGAAUCCCAAAGGGAAGUUCGCUCUGGGACUGGUUCAGAACGAGUGGAAAGUUUAUGUUAAAAGGCCUCUGGAUCGGGAAGAGCAAGACAUUUAUUAUCUGAACAUCACUGCCACAGAUGGCCUCUUUGUGACCCAAGCUGCUGUGGAAGUGACUGUCACUGAUGUUAAUGAUAAUAAUCCAGUUUGUGAGCAGGUUGCCUACACAGCAUUGUUUCCUGAAGACAUUCCACCAAACAAAGUAAUUCUCAAAAUCAGUGCUAAAGAUGCUGACAUUGGGUCCAAUGGUGAAAUUCGCUAUUCUCUUUAUGGUUCAGGGAACAAUAAAUUUUUCUUAGAUCCAGAAAACGGUGAGCUGAAAUCUUUGGCCCCUCUUGACCGAGAGAAAAUCCCUGCAUACAACUUGGUUGCCCGAGCCACUGAUGGUGGUGGCAGGUUUUGCCAGUCAGAAAUCCAUCUUAUUUUAGAAGAUGUUAAUGAUAAUCCACCAGUCUUUUCAUCUGACCACUACACUGCUUGUGUCUACGAGAACACAGCCACUAAAGCUUUGUUAACAAGAGUCCAAGCAACUGAUCCUGAUGUUGGCGUGAACAGAAAAGUCACCUAUUCCCUGUCAGACUCUGCAGAUGGCUACUUCUCAGUUGACCGCUCAUCAGGAAUCAUUAUUUUGGAGCAUCCACUUGAUAGAGAGCUUCAGUCCUCCUAUAACAUCACUGUCAAGGCCUCAGAUCAAAGCAUUGUGCUGACCUUAUCCUCCUUUGCCACCGUUACCAUUACAGUGCUGGACAUUAAUGACAACCCUCCCGUGUUCGAAAGAAGAGAUUAUCUUGUUACAGUACCUGAAGACACCUCACCUGGCACCGAGGUCCUUUCUGUUUUUGCUACAAGCCAAGACAUUGGUACAAAUGCUGAGAUUGCCUAUCUCAUCAGAUCAGGGAAUGAGAAAGGGAAGUUCAGGAUUAACUCAAAAACAGGAGUGAUUUCCAUUGUGGAAGCUUUGGAUUUUGAAUCGUGCAAGGACUUCUACUUAGUAGUGGAAGCAAAGGACGGGGGGACACCCGCCCUGAGCGCGGUGACGACGGUGAACGUGAACGUGACGGACGUCAACGACAACGCGCCCACCUUCAGCCAGGCUGUCUACAGCGCCGUCAUCAGCGAGGACGCCGCUGUCGGCGACUCCGUGCUCAUGUUGAUAGCAGAAGAUCUGGACAGUCCUCCCAAUGGUCAGAUUCAUUUUUCCAUAGUGAAUGGGGAUCAAGACAAUGAAUUUUCAGUUGAUCCUGUUCUGGGACUCGUGAAGGUUAAAAAGAAAUUGGAUAGAGAAAGGAUAUCUGGUUAUUCAUUAGUUGUCCAGGCAAGAGACAGUGGUACCCCUCCUUUGUCUUCAUCUGUGACGGUCAAUGUGGACAUUUCUGAUGUGAACGAUAACAGCCCUGUGUUUACUCCAGCUAACUACACAGCUGUAAUUCAAGAAAAUAAACCAGUGGGCACAAGCAUUUUGCAGCUGGUAGUGACAGACAAAGACUCUUUUCACAAUGGCCCUCCUUUUACCUUCACCAUCCUCACUGGCAAUGAAGAGGAGGAGUUUACACUGGACCCUAAUGGCGUGCUGAGGUCUGCAGUCAUCUUCAAGCACAUGGUCUCGACUGAGUAUGUUCUCUGCGUGCAGGCAAAGGACUCUGGGAAGCCUCAGCAGGUUUCCCAUACCUAUGUUCAGGUGAGGGUUAUUGAAGAGAGCAUUCACAAACCAACCGCCAUUCCACUGGAGAUUUUCAUUGUCACCAUGGAAGAUGAUUUUCCUGGGGGAGUCAUUGGGAAAAUUCACGCCACAGAUCAGGAUGUGUACGAUGUCCUCACAUACACGCUAAAAUCAGAGCAGAAAAGUUUGUUCAAGGUCAACAGCCACGAUGGGAAGAUCAUCGCCCUCGGAGGGCUGGAUAACGGCAAGUACAUCCUGAAUGUCUCCGUGAGCGACGGCCGCUUCCAGGUGCCCAUCGAUGUUGUGGUCCACGUUGAGCAGCUGCUGCAGGAAAUGCUGCAGAACACGGUCACCAUCCGCUUCGAGAACGUUUCCCCGGAAGACUUCGUGGGUCUGCACAUGCACGGGUUCAGGCGCACCCUGCGGAACGCGGUGCUCUCCCAGAAGCAGGACAGCCUGCACAUCAUCAGCAUUCAGCCGGUGGCAGGCAGCAGCCAGCUCGACAUGCUCUUUGCCGUUCAGAUGCACAGCGGUGGCUUCUAUAAGCCUGCCUAUUUGAUUCAGAAGCUUACCAAUGCGAGGAGACACUUGGAAAAUGUGAUUCGUAUUUCUGCUAUCUUGGAGAAGAAUUGCUCCGGACUGGAUUGUCAGGAACAACACUGUGAGCAAAGCCUGUCUAUUGAUUCACAUUCCCUGAUGACUUACAGCACGGCGCGAAUUAGUUUUGUGUGUCCACGCUUUUACCGGAAUGUGCGCUGCAUGUGCAAUGGAGCACUCUGCCCAGGCUCCACCGAUCCCUGCCUGGAGAAGCCGUGUCCAGGGGACAUGCAGUGUGUGGGCUACGAGGCCAACCGGAGACCCUUCAUCUGCCAGUGCCCACCGGGAAAGCUUGGCGAGUGUUCAGGCCACACUUCCCUUAGCUUUGCUGGAAAUAGCUACAUUAAAUACCGUGUUUCUGAAAAUAGCAAGAAAGAGGAAUUCAAGUUGGCUCUCCGGCUGCGAACCCUGCAAAGCAAUGGGAUUAUAAUGUACACCAGAGCCAAUCCCUGUAUCAUUCUGAAGAUCGUCGAUGGCAAACUCUGGUUCCAGUUGGAUUGCGGAAGUGGCCCAGGAAUCCUGGGAAUUUCUGGAAGGGCCGUUAACGAUGGAAGCUGGCAUUCAGUCUUCCUGGAGCUGAACCGCAAUUUCACCAGCCUGUCCCUGGACGACAGCUACGUGGAGCGCCGCAAAGCCCCCCUCUACUUCCAGACGCUCAGCACGGAUAGCUCCGUCUACUUCGGCGCCCAGGUCCAAGUGGAUAACGUCCGCAGCCUGACUGACAAGAGGACAACGCAGGUCCUGAGCGGCUUCCAGGGCUGCCUGGACUCAGUGGUCCUAAAUAACAACGAGCUGCCCCUCCAGAACAAGCGCAGCAGCUUCGCAGAAGUGGUCGGCCUGACGGAAUUGAAGCUCGGCUGCGUCCUGUAUCCCGAUGCCUGCGAGAGACACCCCUGCCAGAACGGCGGCACCUGUACUGCCGUGCCAUCUGGUGGGUACCACUGCAAUUGCCUCUCCCAGUUUACAGGAAGGAAUUGUGAGUCAGAGAUCACAGCCUGCUUCCCAAAUCCUUGCCGGAAUGGAGGCUCGUGUGAUCCCAUCGGCAAUGCUUUCAUCUGCAACUGCAAAAAUGGCCUGACAGGAGUAACGUGUGAAGAAGACAUCGAUGAGUGUGAAAGAGAAGAAUGUGAAAAUGGAGGCUCCUGUGUCAACAUCUUUGGUUCAUUUCUGUGUAACUGCACCCCUGGCUAUGUGGGUCAAUACUGUGGUCUGCGCCCUGUGGUGGUUCCCAAUAUACAAGCUGGGCAUUCCUACGUUGGCAAGGAGGAGCUGAUAGGAAUAGCCGUGGUCCUGUUUGUCAUUUUUAUGUUAAUUGUUCUUUUCAUCAUUUUUCGCAAGAAAGUUUUCAGGAAGAACUAUUCCCGCAACAACAUCACGCUCGUACAGGAUCCAGCCACUGCGGCCCUGCUCAACAAGAGCAAUGGCAUCCAAUUCAAGAACAUCAGGAACAGUGGAGACAGCAGAAAUAUCUACCAGGAGGUUGGGCCUCCACAGGUGCCAGUGAGGCCAAUGGCCUAUACCCCGUGCUUCCAGAGUGACUCACGGAAUAACCUGGACAAGAUAGUGGAUGGGCUUGGUGUGGAGCACCAGGAGAUGACAACGUUUCAUCCCGAGUCCCCUCGAAUACUGACAGCCAGGAGGGGGGUGGUGGUGUGCAGUGUAGCUCCAAACCUGCCUGCUGUGUCUCCCUGUCGCUCCGACUGUGACUCCAUCAGGAAGAGCACGUGGGAUGCUGGGACAGAAAGAAGUAAUAAAGGCAGCAACUCUGAAGUACAGUCCCUCAGCUCCUUCCAGUCUGAUUCCGGUGAUGAUAAUGCGUAUCAUUGGGAUACCUCUGACUGGAUGCCCAGCGCUCGCUUGUCCGACAUUGAGGAAGUGCCCAACUUUGAGACGACGGAUGGAGGCUCGGCUCACCACGGCAGCACCCGAGAACUGGAAACAGAUUACUACCUUGGUGGCUACGACAUCGACAGUGACUACCCGCCCCCUCACGAAGAGGAGUUUUUGAGCCAGGACCAGUUGCCACCUCCUCUUCCAGAGGAUUACCCAGACCAGUACGAAGCCCUGCCACCCUCGCAGCCGGUCUCCAUGGCGAGUACUCUCAGCCCUGACUGCAGGAGACGGCCGCACUUUCACCCGAGCCAGUACCUCCCUCCCCACUCGUUCCCCAAUGAGACGGACACCACAGGAUCUCAGACUGGGAACGAAUUUAGUACUUUUGCUGUUGGCCCAAGCCAGAACACAGAAAAUGCUAGUGCAGGUAAGGUGCCCUUAUCCUUGCACAACUCCCUCAACGCCUCCAACUCCGACGUCUCAGCCGGCUGCGGCUUUGAUGACUCCGAAGUAGCCAUGAGUGACUUUGAAAGCGUGGAGGAACUCAGCCUAGAAAAUGUUCACAUUCCAUUUGUGGAGACCCAGCAGCAGACACAAGUGUAAAGGAAGCUCCUUUCUUCUUCCUCCUCCUCUUCCUUUUUUUCUUUUAAUUUUGUCAUUUGGUCCAAUUAAUAGUAUAAAUAUUGAGAAGAAAUUUUGUUGAAGGUGUGUCUAUAUAUAUAUUGGGCAAAGAAAAGUACAGUAUAACCCAUUAUUAACUUGUUCAGAAAUGAUACUGUAUGUGCAGACACGAAGAGACCAAUUGUGUUAAGUAUUAUACAUCACAAAAUUAUUACAGACAAUCUGGAGAGAGUGUACCUUCUAUUUAUUACCAAGAGUAAAACUCAGCUUUUGAGGCGGGGGGAAAAAUAACUGCUAAAUAAUUUCUUUCUCUCUCACAAAGUUGGGUUGUUUUGGGGGUUUUUUUGGCAUUGUGUUAUUAAAAGUGUUACAGUGUUAUGAUCUUCCCACAGUAUUAAGGAAUGAGUAUGGAUCAUUCUAGAAUGCACUGUUGCAUGAAAUUUUAUGUCAGCAAAGAGUGAAAGCAAUUGAUUGCUGGGGCUGCUGCAUACAACACAUCAGAUGGCUGAAAAAAGCAACAUUUACAAAUUGACCUAUCAAAGACAAGUGACCAGUUAUUUGUCCAUAAAUAUUUAUCUAUACUUUUGUCCAUCACAUAGCAUUUCAUUCUACUUUGUGUAGAGUAACACACAUACACACAGUUUGUAUUUACUCCAGAUUGGCUUACUUUGGUUGUCAUUUUUAAAGCCUGAUGUCAGGUGCAUGUGCAUAGCUUUACCCACGAGGACUUCCCAAAAUGUCAGAGUUUGGCUCAGGAGUGGCCUGGUUUUGCCCCAGCUGUGUACACACAGCCUCUCUUAAUGUGUAUGCAACACGGAUCUGAAAACUUGAGGUAACCUACCCAGCUGAUCAUUUUUUGGAAAUUUCUUGCUUGGGCAAUCAGCUCUUUAACAGCAGUCCUCAUGCUGCAGUAACUAAAAUCAGUUGCAAUCAAGUUACGUAUAAGGCUGCUGUAACCUCACAUCGUUAGUUUAAAAUCUUUUGGCAAAUGUCCAUCCCUAGAGUUCACAGGAUGGAUUCUCAGCUGCUGUAGACUGACUCAGUCGGUGGAGCUGCAUGAAUGGACUGUGGCCAAAGAUCUGUCGCCAGAUUUUCCACUGGGUGCAUGAUUUUGUAGGAUUUGAGUACCUCCAAAGGUUGUUUGCAGACUUCAGAAUAUUGUUGUGGAAUCAAGAAAACCAUGGCAUCUGUAUGCUUUUAUGCUUCCCUCAGCCUGAUUGGAGUAAAUGGUCAUUCACAUUGAUUUGGUCAGAGUAGUCAAGUGCAAUCUGGAAAUACUGGAUUUUCACUCAGUGUAUUAAAGCAGAGUAUACACACCUGUUGCUUGGUGCUCUGAAAAUGAUUUUUACCCCACUGCAUUUUACAGUGUCUGUGUACCUUCCCAGUGAAUGUGAGUCUACAAGCCUGCAUUACUGUUGGGUUUUCAUCCGUUUCUUCCAUGGCAUAAUUCUGUCAUUCUGAAAAGCUACUGAAUACCUAAAUCAUUUUGAUAAAAGAAGAGAUUCAUUAGCAAGUUUCCUGUGCUGCUUUCCUUGUCCUGUCCCUUGGUCAAUCACCUUAACUGGAUAGUUUCAGCGGUUGUAUGUCAAGGCAUGUUCUUGAGUGACAGGAGUUUCAAACGAAAUUAAAUUGCAGGCCAUUUCUUGACAUACAGAAAGGGUUUAUUCUGAAAUUUUCCCCAACACAAAUAAAUUACUAGUAGAAUUUAAUUUAAAUAAUUGCAGCUUGUAACACUUUUAAUAAAACAGGAUUUCUAGAAUUCUUGGAGGAGGUACAGUGUGUUGCUGCUUCCCUCCAAUAGUUCAUAUAGCUGUGAAAGCUUGGUGUGGAUAUUUUCUUUGGGAUGAUGCAGCACUUCUUCAGUAGAAAACAGCUCAUUGUGCAGGUCUAUGAAUAAAAUGAGUGAACUUCUAGAGAGAAUGUACUGCACAUACAAGUAUUAUCAAGUACUUGUCUGCAAAUAGGUCCUGUCCAUUGAAUUUAUGAAUGUCACUUGGUCUUCUCAAAGUAAACAUGCUUCUGUAACAGUGAUAUAUUCUGAAUGUGCUCAUGGUGCGUUUCAAACCCUUUCCCCUGAUAUUAUUCCUGUGGUUUUGAGAAGAAAAAAAUAUGGAAAUUUGUAUUGUGUUUGCAAGGAACUGAGGGAUUUGCCAGAAGGCCAUAAAAUGGUUUGGCAAGCCUAGAGGCACGGAUAGAGGAUAACUUGUAUUGUUCAUGAAGUCUGUGUUACAGGAAAGGAAAUGCAAUUAGAUUGAUGUCUCUUCAAAAGUUAGGAGCAUCAGAGUUGGCAAAGCAAUUCUGCAAAUUUAGCUGCACUUUUAAAACUUGUAUGACCUUCUGAGAAUGUGAUGCUCUCUUAGCAUCAGGCUGCAGUUUACAUGAGGCUUGCUCCUACUCAGUUUUGGUUUGAGACAUUUUUAUCCAUUAUGCAAGUAAUUCUGUUCAAGCCCCCAGAUAGUUAUUAGGUGUACUUGUCACCUGUCUUCUGUAGUGAAAGUUCUUGCGUAAGCAUGAGACACCAGUAUCAAAAUUUACUGGAACAUAUCAAAAGUGUCACGAGGGACAGCAAGAUGGGAGCCUAAUGAUUGCCAUACAAACAAAACAAAAAAAAAAGAAAUCAAUGUUUCUUACCAAGCUUGUUGCCUCAGUAAUAUAUUGUUGGUAGUGAGUUUUAAUAGUGAAAUAUGCACAAAUACAAUGUAUAGUACUUUUUCUGUUUGAUGUUGUUGCCAUUUCAUUUCACUGAACGCCUACUUAUUAAAGUGCUGUUGGGAAGGUGCCAAGGAUCACCCGUUCAGCCUUCUCUGUCCUAUUCAUGAUUUCUAUACCUCAAUAUCUCCUCCCCUCCAAAUCCAUCUUCAGAUUCCCCUCUGUGAAUUUUGGUACUUCUGUGGCCUUUCUGGUUUUUUCAGACUGUUUUGAUAAUGAUAAGACCCAAAUGCAGAUCUAAAGGUGAAAUACCUCUUAGGGAGUAAGAUUUUCAUAUUAAUAUCUCUUGUUUUUAAACCAAGCCAUUUUUUUUUUCUUUUAAAUUACUGCUCCACACGAGCAAGUCAAAAUCUUCUAAUCUGGAGCAUGAGAACACAUUCAUACCAUAAUGUAAGAAUUACUGUUCAUAUUAGCACUUCAAUUAUGUAUUUCCUUUUUCUGCCAUAAGAUGAUUUUUGUAUCACUGCUGCUGUCAGGUCCCUGGUUCUGCAAGAGCUACCCUGCACAUCUCUGCUUAUCCUGUGUGUCUGUAUUUCAAACUGCAUCCCUGUAGAUGGCUCCACUACCCGAUAUUUCCUCUCAGAAUCAUCUGUAGCAGAUGAUUUCAUAGGCUUAAUGAAGUACUUUUGGGUAUCACUGGCUUACACUUUAGGACCAAGAAAGUUUUUGCUUUUGGAAAGAAGCAGCAAGAGAAAAAAACAACUUUUUAAAAUACAAAUACACAUUUUUAUAAAAAAUCAUGAACUUUGCCAGGGUUAUACAAGUCUAAGUAAAAGGGUGUUUGUUCUCUGUGUUUUGAUCAAGUUGAGAAUGCCAUGCACAGUGGCAUUCUUUUUAAUAACUCUGGCAGGGGAAAAACCAUUACAGUGGCUACUACGUGAUUUAUUCUGCCAAUACCACAUUAGGUAUACCUGUGCAAAAGGAAAAAUUAGGCUUAGUAUCAUUCUUAAGUAUGUUAAUUACUUUGCCUUUGUAUUAUAAAUAUUUUUUUUAAAAAAAAAGGGCAAAAACCCCCCAAAAAACUAUAGAUACUGGAUGUGAUUGCUAUCUUUGACCAGUAUCUUAAAGUGGAAUAAAGGGCCAAAUGUGACACCAUGGAGCUAUAGAAUCACUUCCCUCCCACGGGAGAAAAUACCCCCACUAAAAGACGUACAUAAGUUGCCUUCCUCUAGGACCCUCCUAUAGGAUACGGCGUAUUAGGCAGCCAGGAGAACUUAGGAAUGCAGAGAAUGACUACAGAACCAUGAUUUCCUGUCAAUAGAGCUCUUCUCCUUAAGCUCAGUGACAUCUUUGAUCCCAAACUAUCCCAGGGGUUUCUUUAACAUAUAAUUCCAGUGAAAGGCUGGAAGGAGUCAGAGGCUUCUCACUGCCACUGUUUUCCUGAACCUGAAAGUUGUGUGCGCCAUCUGUCAAGCAGGGUCUCCACCUCUGCGUGUCCCGCAAAGGACUUAAAUUUUGGUCUUUGGAAUGUUUUCUCCCAUUCUCUAAAUGCUGCAGUGUAGUCUGAAGUAGUGAGAGCCUUGAUGUACUGGUAUCUUUUCAGUGUGGCUGCAGCACGGUGAAUAAAAGCAUGUCAUGAAAUGCUGAUCGAUGGGGAGGCAGCAGCCUGUUGUCUCUGUGAGCCAGGCAGAGACAUUUUGAGAACAUGACAUAAAAGUUGUUGCUCUGGUCUCCUAUAAAUUCCAUCAUAAAGAAAAACGUGGGCUGACCAGGACAAAUGGCUGAGAACACCCUUUACUCCUCAUUGAAAAAGCUAUAUGGAUGCUAUAGUAAGUAUAUCCUUACGGUCAAUAACUGCAGUCAUGGGAGAGGGAGGUGAAGGUGCCCUGGACCAGUUCUGCUAAGCUUCAUUUGUAAAGGAAGCAUCCUUAAUAAUGGAGGAAGCCAGCUCUUCAGAACCAGUAUGAAAGUACAUUUGUGCUUUGUGGGUAAUGUUUGGAGCUAUUCACUUAGUAAUAAUGGGCAUUUCAUUGGUUUCCAGUGAGAGAGUUACAUUUUCAGGUUCAUUCCCUGAUGAUUUGCCAUCAUUUACCAUGUAGUAAAAACUGUGAUUUUUGCCUGUUUGCAUCUCUGCUCCUCUCAAUACACCAAAAUGUGAUUUGAGCCUUAGAAAUUUAGACCAUUGCCCAUUACCCAUGGUUUUUAGCCUGUGUUUCGUGAACUUGACAUUUAACAUCUCCAUUAUCAGAAGGGCCAUGCAGUUGGUAAAUUAGCUGCAUCAUCCAAGGGACGAGCGGAUGGGGAGGAAAUGAAAUUAAAUUUGUUUCUUUAUGUAAUAAUGAAAAGCAAUAAUUGCAAAUAUGUCGUAUUACACAAAGGCCAUAAGUAAUCUUUACCAGUGUUAAGAGUGCACUUGAACUGUAUUAUGGAAAGAGAUUGGAGCCCUCAGAACUGUAGCAUUCUUUUGUCAUAGGAAUACCUGAAACACUAUUAAUCAGCAAUGCAAUGAGCCCAUACUGCCGAUUUUCAGGAGAUGACAAAGAUGUUUAGGAGUGAAAGCAGUUCUCUUUAAAGCACUGUAUUGGAAAAGAUUGUCUUGUAAAUUUUACCUGUCUCAAGCAGGCUGGUUUGUAAAAGAUGUAUGUUUUGGUGUUCAAAAAGAAGUUUAUAAAAUAAUGUAUAUAAUGGUUUCAAAUUACCAGGCUUUUGUAGAUAUUUGAUGCCAAUCAGGUUGCUUUAAUUUCUUUUGUUUCUUUGUUUGUUUUAUUGAUUGAUAUAAUUCUAAAGAGUCAUCAAAGUUGGUUUAAACUUCUAAGAUAACAGGAAAAAAAGUUUUAGAUCUGAAAAAUUUUUAAUCAUUUCAAAAUGUACUGUAAUUUUUCUUUGGGUUCAGCUCUUCUUGUUUAAGUUCUUUCUGGUUUUAAGAAGAUUUUUUUUAUUGACUUUUUUAAAUGAAUGUGUUUUGCACAAAAAACCUAGAGGUAUGAUUUUUAUUCCAUUUCAAGUAGGUAUUAAGAAAUGUCAUUUUUCCAAUGACAACAAAUUCAACCUUAUGCAAAAGGGAAGGUUUAUCACUUUGAGUGGGUAUAGUUCUUCAUCUGAAAACUAAUUGUUCCUUCAUAAUUGCUGUUGGCAGUAUUGUCUUGUGUUCUUUUGCUAUAAAAACAAAACAACAAAAAAAAAAGUGUACAGGUUUGUAACUGCCAAAAUUUGCUAAAGUUGAUGGUUAAAAUAAGUUUUCCAAGUAAA